AAAUCAGUAGCAAGGCGAUUCUCCGUCGUCUCCCUCUCUCUCUCUCUCUCUCUCUUUCUCGCCCUGUUCCUGGUUCUUGCUACGACGAGCGGUACUCAAGUUUCUUGAAUGGCGUCGACGGAUAUGCAGAAAUCCAAUGAGUCAGAAAUCCACGAACCACUUUCUAAGAAAACCCUAGAGACAACCCCCAACUUAUCGUCUCUUACGGAACGUCUCGACGAAACCGCUAAUCCAUCUACUCAGCCUUCUAAUCCUGCAACGGAUCCUACCAAGAAGGAAGGAGAAGAACCGAAGGAAUUAGGGUCUGAGAAAACCGAAGCCACGAUGAGCUCUGCGGGUGCUGCCGCCGCUCCCGUAUCCGAUCUUGACAAAAAGAUGCGUCGUGCAGAGCGUUUCGGGGUGUCCGUGCAACUCUCUGAAGAAGAAAAGCGGAACUCUCGAGCUGAAAGGUUUGGCACUGGGCCCACCUCGCAUGGAUCAAAUGUGUCACAGAAAUCAGAGGAACAGAAGAGGAAGGCUAGGGCAGAGAGGUUUGGGCUUCCAUCAGAGUCUAUGGCUGAUGAGGAGUCAAAGAAGAAAGCUCGACAAGCCAGAUUUGCAACAGUUUCCAAGAUGGAUAAUUUAGAAGAAGAGAAAAAGAAGGCAAGAGCAAUGAGGUUUUCUCAACCUCCAUCUGGUGCUGCAUCACAAGUUAAUGGGAGGGCCAACUCUGAACAGAAGACGGAUAUUGUGGGUAAGGCCCAUGGAGGGACUUGACUUGGUGGCUUUAUAUAACAAUAUAAUCUUUCUAACAUUUUGUAAUUACACUGGAGGCUUCUAGCCCAUGUUUACUUUUUGCAUAUAUGGACUUGCAAAUGACUAAGGUAGCUGCUCAGCUAGUUCUCAUGUGUCUUUCUACAAGGACGGAGCAAUUUUCUGGCGGCAGGGAGAUCCUCUCUCUACGGUGAUAUGUUCUGGAUGUAUUUUUGUCAUGGGCACAUGGAAAAGCAUGGAGGAUAUAGUUUUCAAUUACUGGGAGACUGUUCCCAACAUGGCAGGCAUUUUAUCUGUUAACAACAAUUUAAGUUGUUUAAUCUGCAAAUAUUCCCUACUUUUCAACUCAGCUUAUCUUGUGGGAAAUAUGAAUCGCUGUUGCUAUUUUGGAGGAAACUGCAGAUAAUGGAGUUAUUAGUUUUAACUGGGUACUUUUUGGUUCA
This is a messenger RNA of Macadamia integrifolia, 1196 nucleotides long. Its product is annotated as protein MODIFIER OF SNC1 11-like. NCBI's taxonomy places the organism in Eukaryota, Viridiplantae, Streptophyta, Magnoliopsida, Proteales, Proteaceae. The transcript has 6 exons. The record is from RefSeq and is a predicted model, not a curated record. Bases 109 to 756 code for a protein of 215 amino acids. Gene Ontology annotation, cellular component: nucleus. Gene Ontology annotation, biological process: poly(A)+ mRNA export from nucleus.